Messenger RNA from Styela clava, 2046 nucleotides. RefSeq names its product eukaryotic translation initiation factor 4H-like. Lineage: Eukaryota; Metazoa; Chordata; Ascidiacea; Stolidobranchia; Styelidae. Gene Ontology annotation, molecular function: RNA binding. The record is from RefSeq and is a predicted model, not a curated record.
AGAGACAAUCAAAAGCUGCAUAAUAACAUAGCGUAUGAUAUUUUGUAUAACAAUAUUGGAGAAGAAUAUUAUAUUUGAAGUGUUAUCUGCGCUGUAAACGUGAUAUAACAGGAAUCGAUGACUGUAUGUUGUGUGAAGGAAUAUUGGCAAUUUAAGAUCCUGCCAUCAGCACCUCCAACCUCCUAAUUUGCUUCUAACAUCAUGAGCUUUGGUGGUGGUGGACAUGGGGGAUAUAGGUCGAGAGGUGCCGGAAUGAACCGUGGCCAUAGAGAAUUACCAACACAGGAACCGUUUAUUUUAUUCGUUGGUAAUCUUCCCGAAGCAACUGUGCAAGGUGACAUUGACAUGAUAUUCAAGGAUAUGAGUAUUCGUAAUAUUCGUCUUGUUCGUGACAGGGAAACUGACAGAUUUAAAGGUUUCUGUUAUGUUGAAUUUGAAGACUUUGAAUCUAUGAAACAAGCCUUAGAAUAUGAUGGUGCGCUUUUCGAAGGCAAAAAUCUAAGAGUGAAUGCUGCAGAUAAUCGUAGAGAUAGAGGGCAAAGGGGUGGUGGACCUGCUCGUGGAGAUUAUCGCGGUAGAGGAAGGGGCGGUUAUAAUCGUGGUGGAUAUUCAAGGGAUGAUAGGCAAUAUGGACAAGAUGGAUAUGGAAGACGUGGUGGUGGUGGUGGAAGAGGAGGAGGAGGAUAUGGCCAUAGUGGUGGAGGUGGUGGAUAUCAGCAUAGAGAAAGAGAUUAUGAUCAGCAAUAUCACCACCAACCUUCUGAAGAGCCUAUAUCAACAUCUUCUGGGGCAAGCGGUCGUCCUCGCUUGCAGUUGAAGCCUCGAUCUGUGGGUGUUCCGACAAAUCAGAUAGCCAAUCCACAAUCAUCAAUAUUUGGUGGUGCAAAACCACGAGAGCAAAUUUUAAGAGAGAAAGGACUUGAUGAUCUUGAAAAAAAGGUGGAAGAAAAGCUGAGCAUAUCAGAAAGAAAGUUGUCGGAAUCUGCAGAUGACAAAUAAGACCUGGAAAAUGGAUUCCAAUCAACUUACUGCCGCAUUGUGCGGUACUACUUCCAAGCAUGAAUGGGUUAGAUACCCUCUGCCUUUAAGCAGUGAUAUUAUUUCAGUAUGGUGCAGUUCGAGCAUGCCACAAUCGAGACAAUUCAGUCAUGUAAAUGAAAUAAUAUGUAGAUUUAUGUAUGUAUUAAGGGGUUUUAUCUAUUUUGAGCCAUGCAUGAAAGAGAUUCAUAUUGAAUUUUGUUGGGUGUCCCAUACUGAAGUUUUUUUUUUUUUGAAUACUUGCGUAAAUGUCGCCCAUGUUCGACAAAACUAUAAUUCAACAAAGUAAACCUGAAAAUUAGCGAUGGUUUCUGAAAAUAGUUAGGCAGCCACAUUGCUGGUGUCUCGGUCCAUUUUUAGCUAAAGCAAGUUCGUUCUUGUGCGAUUAGAAUGUUUUUGAUAAAUACUACUAGCUCUGCUGAUGCUUAUAUUGGAGCUCAUUUGCACAAGCAUAUUAUGAAUUGUGCUUCAAUCUUCUUCUGCUCCUGCAACUUUUGACCAAUCAUAUGUUGGCGUUAUCUCCAACGCUUAAUCUGAAUACCAUUUUUAGUGCAUGUUAUGUUGUAGAUGUGUUUUGAUCAGUUCAUAUUACUCUGUUUCCAAUAGUUAGUUACUCGAUUGAUUGGGUGUGUCAAGAUAGGGAUUCAUGAUGGACUAAAAAACUUGUGUUUGAGGGUUAGUUAGUUCGUUUGGAACUUUCUCUGUUUGGACUGUGAACAGAAUUCGCCUCCAUAGUGAUUUUGAUAAUUUGUGCUUUUUUGCAUCAAAUCACGUUCUAUGAAUGUGGAUGACAACUGGCAAAGGUUUUAACUUAGUUUGUUGCUUUUAUCUUUGAUGUUAUCAGCCUAUUUUCCUGAGUUUAUCUGUGCUUGGUUUUUUUCAGAUCUAGAAUAAAUGAUAUCACUUUUUGUAUGCCACCUAUUUGACCAAAAUCUUAAAAUAAGCCCACCAAGGUUGGCAAAAAUUCUAUUCUAGCAAACAAGUUUUGAUCUUUAAUUGUUCAUUGCU